AUGGUUCACCUCGGACAAGUCACCAAUGAUUCGGAGAUCCAGAAGGAUGCCCAGGAUGGCAUUGACAUGACCAACUUGGGGCCUGAGGGCAGCCAGCCUGAUGACUUCGAGACCAGCAUCUACGGCAGUCGUUUUGCAGCAGAGGACCUACCCAGACAUGAGAUGCCCGAGAAGGAGAUGCCAGCUGCCACUGCCUACAGAAUGAUCAAGGACGAUCUGACUCUGGAUGGCAACCCCACUCUCAAUGUUGAUUGGUGCAUUGCUGAUGUUCCAACAGUUACCGCCGACAUUCAGAACCGCUGUGUCAACAUGAUCGCCCGUCUCUUCAACAUCCCCACCCACGACGAUGACUCCAACGCCAUGGGUACCUCGACCGUCGGCUCAUCCGAGGCCAUCAUGCUCGCAACACUGGCAAUGAAGAAGUCCUGGGUCAACAAGCGCAAGGCAGAGGGCAAGGAUUACUCCCGUCCCAACAUUAUCAUGAACUCUGCUGUCCAGGUGUGCUGGGAGAAGGCUGCCCGUUACUUUGAUGUCGAGGAAAAGUACGUCUACUGCACAAAGGAUCGCUACGUUAUCGACCCUAAGGAGGCCGUCGACCUGAUCGACGAGAACACCAUUGGUAUCUGCUCCAUCCUCGGUACCACCUACACUGGUGAGUACGAAGACACCAAGGCCAUCAACGACCUCCUGAAGGUCGUCUCGAUCAAUGUUUCUGGUCACAAGUACGGUCUCGUCUACCCCGGUGUCGGCUGGUGCAUCUGGCGUGAUCCCAAGUAUUUGCCUACCGAGCUGAUCUUCAACAUCAACUACCUUGGUGCUGACCAGGCUUCUCUUACCCUCAACUUCUCUCGUGGAGCUUCCCAAGUCCUGGGCCAGUACUACCAGCUGAUCCGUCUCGGCAAGCACGGCUACCGCGCCAUCAUGUUCAACCUGACCAGAACUGCAGACUAUCUGGCUGCCUCUGUUCAGAAGAUGGGCUUCUUGCUCAUGUCUCAGACUCGUGGUAAAGGUCUUCCUCUGGUUGCCUUCCGCCUCAACCCUGAUGACGACCACAAGUUCGACGAGUUCGCUAUCGCACACCAGCUCAGACAGCGCGGCUGGGUCGUCCCUGCUUACACCAUGGCUCCUCACUCUGAGGGCCUGAAGAUGAUGCGUGUCGUUGUUCGUGAGGACUUCUCGCGCAGCAGAUGCGAUGCUUUGAUCGCCGACAUCAAGCUUGCCAUGGAGACUUUAGGCAAGAUGGAUGAACAGAAGAUCAAGGAGCACAAGGAGCAGAUCGCCAAGCACGGCACCGCUACUGGUCGUCAUAAGAAGAUGAACCAGCACUUCACUGACGAGAAGCACUCGCUGCAGGGCAAGACUGGCAAGACCCACGCCGUCUGCUAG
Molecule: messenger RNA, 1386 nt
Organism: Aureobasidium musti
Lineage: Eukaryota; Fungi; Ascomycota; Dothideomycetes; Dothideales; Saccotheciaceae
Source: the annotation of a GenBank genome assembly